This is a messenger RNA of Paramuricea clavata, 1419 nucleotides long. Lineage: Eukaryota; Metazoa; Cnidaria; Anthozoa; Malacalcyonacea; Plexauridae. The record is from the annotation of a GenBank genome assembly.
AUGGAGCGUGUACAACCAAAAGACGAUCCAUGCAUCUUCUGCUUCAAAAUAGUGUCAUCUGAAAAAGAGAAAAGAUACGUUACAACAGAAAAUUACACACAAUUAGGUUUAACGGAGGAUGAAUUCAUCACAACACGAGGCAAAAUAAUUUGUUCUGCGUGUAGAAUGUCGAGAAUACUUCCGAAAUACAAGAAUAAGUGUCCCACAUUAAAUUGCACUACGCCGAGAAGAAAAAUUAAAUUACGUGAAUUGCAUUUAUCCGACAAAGAGGAACUCAUCAUUGAAGAAAAAUUUCAAGUGUCAAAGAACGAAAAUGUAUGCCGGGCCUGCUCGUACAAAAUAUACAAAUACAUUACGACUAGCUUGAAAGUAGAAAAUAACGAUUACAUUCCAAAAGCUAUAAGCCAAAUGGAUUCUGUGAUCUGUACCUACAAUAGAUAUCCAGCCUCGAGUAACAUCAACGUUCAACAACUAGAUGCCUCAACACCUCCACUCAGCAAUAACAUCAGUGAGAGAUAUCCAGCCUCGAGUAACAUCAACGUUCAACAACUAGAUGCCUCAACACCUCCACUCAGCAAUAACAUCAGUGAGAGAUAUCCAGCCUCGAGUAACAUCAACGUUCAACAACUAGAUGCCUCAACACCUCCACUCAGCAAUAACAUCAGUGAGAGAUAUCCAGCCUCGAGUAACAUCAACGUUCAACACCUAGAUGCAUCAACACCUCCACUCAGCAAUAACAUCAGUGAGAGAUAUCCAGUCUCAAGUAACAUCAACGUUCAACAACUAGAUGCCUCAACACCUCCACUCAGCAAUAGCAGCAGUGAGAGAUAUCCAGCCUCGACUAACAUCAACGUUCAACAACUAGAUGCCUCAACACCUCCACUCAGCAAUAACAUCAGUGAGAGAUAUACAGCCUCGACUAACAUCAACGUUCAACAACUAGAUGCCUCAACACCUCCACUCAGCAAUAACAUCAGUGAGAGAUAUACAGCCUCGAGUAACAUCAACGUUCAACACCUAGAUGCAUCAACACCUCCACUCAGCAAUAACAUCAGUGAGAGAUAUCCAGCCUCGAGUAACAAGCUUAACCAUGGAGGAAGACCAAGGAAAAAGUUCAGCGAAGGAAGCGUAUCUACGAGACGUAGAAUAAAAUCAAAGGCAAAGAGUUUACUGAGUGAACUGGUUGGCAAGUAUGACGAAAUAUCGAAAGGGGAAGGACGGGAAUUAUUUGAAGAUGUUUGUGAUAAAGUACCAAUUAGUAGCACAACCGACAAAAAAUUGCUCGAAGUGGUUCAUGGUAUCGCAAAGGCUUACACAAAAGAACCGCCAGGACCCGCCGGAAAGACUAGAAUUUUAAGCACUGUUGCAAACGCCUUUUCUAACAAGGAACUUCAAGCCAAAUUUAACUGCACUGACUAA